Molecule: messenger RNA, 2737 nt
Organism: Sebastes umbrosus (honeycomb rockfish)
Lineage: Eukaryota; Metazoa; Chordata; Actinopteri; Perciformes; Sebastidae
Gene: mfsd8
Product: major facilitator superfamily domain containing 8
Exons: 12
Coding region: 306-1832 (508 amino acids)
Biological process (GO): transmembrane transport
Cellular component (GO): lysosomal membrane
Molecular function (GO): transmembrane transporter activity
Source: RefSeq, a predicted model, not a curated record
UUUGAAUAGUGCUGUGGUUAAUUAGCUGCCUCUGUAGUAUCAUAGUCCAGUUUGUGUUGCGCAUUUCGUUCAUUCUCUUCACCGUCGGUCGGAAACUACUUCUCUUAACAGUGUGUGUGUUAUUCGUUAACGUGUAUGUAAGAAUGUACAAUGAGUUGCUUACAUCAGCUCAUACUAUAGCUACUUUUCCAGAGGAAGAGUUGUAGUAGUUAGCAUUAGCAGUGUAGUUCACUGACCCUCGGAUACAUGGCGACUUAAAGAGACUUUGUGUUACAUCUCCAAAGUCCAGGUUUUUUUUAGCAAAAAUGUCUCAAUUUGCUGACGCUGACGACACCACUCCAUUGCUCAGGGAUGAUGCAAGCAGUGAUGGCUCUCAGGAUGGAGAUUACAAGAGUCGGUGGAGGUCAAUCCGAGUCAUGUACUUCACCAUGUUUCUCAGCAGUGUAGGUUUCACUAUUGUCAUCACAUCACUGUGGCCCUAUUUGCAAAAGAUUGAUGAUGGUGCCAAUGCCAGCUUCUUGGGAUGGGUGGUGGCAGCCUACAGUCUCGGCCAGAUGUUGGCCUCGCCCAUUUUUGGCCUUUGGUCCAACUACCGGCCACGCAGGGAGCCAUUGGUGUGUUCCAUCGUCAUCAACCUGUCAGCCAAUAUCUACUACGCCUACGCAUACCUGCCGAGUACCAAUAACAAGUUCCACUUGCUCAUGUCCAGAGCCUUUGUGGGCUUUGGAGCAGGUAAUGUUGCUGUGGUGAGGUCUUAUGUUGCUGGAGCUACAUCACUGAAGGAGAGGACCAGUGCCAUGGCCAACAUGAGUGCCUGUCAGGCCUUGGGUUUCAUCCUGGGACCAGCUCUGCAGGCAUGCCUAUCGUUCAUUGGUGAGCAUGGUGUCACGGUAAAGGGCAUAGACCUGCAGCUCAACAUGUACACUGCUCCUGCUUUACUGGCUGCAGCUUUUGGCCUCGUCAACAUCCUGCUGGUUGUUUUUUUGCUGAGAGAGCACCGUGUUGAUGACCAUGGAAGACACGUUCCGGCCAUCAACUACACGUCGGAAGAUACUGAUGACAUUAGUGAAGAAACUGAGGAAACCAUUGAUCAAGUAGCGGUCCUGACCUCCAACGUCCUCUUCUUCGUUGUCAUGUUCAUCUUUGCUGUCUUUGAGACAAUUGCCACCCCUUUGUCCAUGGACAUGUUCGCUUGGACAAGGAAAGAAGCGGUGUUAUACAACGGCAUCAUCAUCUGCGGCAUUGGAUUUCAAUCCGUUCUGGUGUUUCUAGUUGUGAAAGUGGCCUCUCAAAGGGUCGGGGAUCGCCCUGUGUUUCUAGCAGGCUUGGCCAUUAUAUUCUGUGGCUUUUUUAUGCUGCUUCCAUGGGGAAAUCAUUACCCUAAAAUCCAGUGGGCAGACCUCAAAAACCACUCUUUGGUCAGUGAAAUAUCUAAAGACACGAUAGCCUCCAACAACUCUUUAGAGCCGACAGGCUGCCCGUAUGAACAGACCUGGUGCCAGUAUACUCCUGCCAUCAAUCUGGCCCAGUACAUCUCAGCUGACAUCCUCAUCGGGGUGGGAUACCCGGCCUGCAACGUGAUGUCCUACACACUGUAUUCCAAAAUCCUCGGACCCAAACCUCAGGGUGUGUACAUGGGGUGGUUGACAGCGUCAGGGAGCGGAGCGCGGACGUUGGGCCCAGUCUUCGUCUCCCAGGCCUAUACCCUCCUGGGACCCCGCUGGGCCUUCAGCCUCAUCUGUGGCAUGGUGGUAGGGUCCAUCAUCCUCCUCUGCUGUGCUUACCACAGACUCAUCUCCUUUUCUGUACGCCACGGAAGGACUAUAGAAUAACAAGUGAAGAUUCCCACUGGAGAGACGGAUGGCAGUUUCCUACGAAUAUUCUCAAAAACUUAAAAUCCAGGUUAUAAUGAAGACUCAACUGAUAAGCCUUUGAGAGUUUGUGACCCAGGGUUGACCUUUUCAACUCUAAGGCGAAGAAAUAAGGCCAGGUUAUUUCUCAUGACUUGACCAAAGACGGCUGCUUCGCGAGUUAAAAGGAAGCUAGUGCUGCAGCUGCUCGCUCACUCACGUGUUGUGAAAGUGAUUGUAUUUUUAAAUUGAGUUACUGAAUGCACAAUUUUUAUGUAAUCGCAUUGUUGGUCUCAAAGAUGAAUUAAUUAGGACAUUUUUAAUACUCAGACUACUUUAGCAAAGCCUUUGUCACCUGAAAAGGUUCUCAGAAUGUCUUUGCAUUAAAUUUUAACAUUAGAUUGUGAAGUCUACGGGCACAUGGACUGUGCACAGGAGCAGCAACAGUGACCUAAUCACGGGUACUUGAAAAUACAUUUUAUCAAAUUGAUAUUUAGUUUUUGUCAACAUAAAAUGUGCUGACUACUGAAUUAUGUUUGAAUCAUUGGAUGUGCCAAACAUCUUCAAAAUUGUUAUUUUGCUGUUUAAAUCAUGAAAAUGGGAGACGUCAGUUUUACUGUGCAAUGAUUGUUGUCGUGCAAGAAAUGUACAGAGAAACAAACAUUACAUAAUAUAUAUAUACGUAUGCUUUAAACAUUUCCAGUGAAACAUUUCCACAUUUAACAGUUUCCCUCUAAAGAAAGAUAUUUCUAUUCCUAUUAAUGGCUCCACUGGUAGUUGUUUAAAACUACAGGUUGCUGUCUACCUGAAAUCCUUCAUAAAAUGAUGAAUGUGUGGGUGCUAAUUAUUUACUGAGUGAUGCAUUAAAGGUUUAAUAUAAUCUUGAA